GUGGUAUUUGAAGCUAGCAAAAGAGCUUCAAUUCUUCAUAAUGCUCAUAAAGAACUAGGACAUCAAGGAGUUCAAGCAACUUUUGAGACCAUAUACUACCAAUUUUAUUGGCCUCAUUUGUACACCAAUGUUAAACAUCAUGUGCAAUCUUGUCAUGACUGCCAAGUACACAGUGUCAAGAAGAUGCAUAUUCCAAUCACUGUUUCUACCCCCGCGACUAUAUUUGUAAAGAUUUAUAUGGAUAUUAUGAAGAUGCCUUCAGCUGCAGGCCACAAAAAUCUUGUGAUUGCUAGAGACGAUAUAUCCUGUUAUAUUGAAGGAAGAGCUUUACAAUCCCCAUCAGCCAAAGCUAUGGCUAAGUUU
This is a messenger RNA of Suillus discolor, 363 nucleotides long. RefSeq lists its product as uncharacterized. The record is from RefSeq and is a predicted model, not a curated record. The annotation marks the transcript as partial. The transcript has a single exon. Lineage: Eukaryota; Fungi; Basidiomycota; Agaricomycetes; Boletales; Suillaceae.